Messenger RNA from Culex pipiens pallens (northern house mosquito), 3037 nucleotides. RefSeq names its product aspartate--tRNA ligase, mitochondrial (gene AspRS-m). The transcript is spliced from 2 exons. NCBI's taxonomy places the organism in Eukaryota, Metazoa, Arthropoda, Insecta, Diptera, Culicidae. Gene Ontology annotation, cellular component: cytoplasm; mitochondrion. Gene Ontology annotation, biological process: aspartyl-tRNA aminoacylation. Bases 241 to 2985 code for a protein of 914 amino acids. The record is from RefSeq and is a predicted model, not a curated record. Gene Ontology annotation, molecular function: aspartate-tRNA ligase activity; nucleic acid binding; ATP binding.
CGCCAGAGCUGCCAUCAGAAGUUCUCUUUUCGAUUCGAUUUUGCAUCAAUUUCUUUUUAGUCUUAUCUUAAUCGCUCGUUAGUACCUCCGACUAAGUUCGAUAAUAUUCUGCAACACUCGAGCCGAAUCGCGCAACCUAGUAAGAUAUCACAUGGACCGGCUGAUCGUUAAUCAACCCUCUAUUUUAUUCAACUAAUUUACUUUCUCUUGGACCUCGUUUUUCACAAAUCCGCGUCAACGAUGAUGACCGGCUGCAGCAGAUUCCGGUCGCUUGUUCCGACGAUCCACCGGCUGUUGCUUGCAAAAACUGAACCGUUCCGGAUAGCUACUUCUUCGUCGUCAAUCAGAUUCUGUUCCGCCGCCAUGGAGGACGUCAAGCGGCGCCGGUUGUCGCUGGGGAACCAGCUGGCGCGAUCCUCGCCGAAGAAGGUCUCGUGCAGCAAACUGAAUACGGGUAGCGUGGGCGAUUUGGUGCUGAUCGAGGGCGAUGUGGUGGAAUCGCGCGACUCGGGCCGGUGCCUGGACAUUGUGGACACGACGGGGUCGGUCCGGCUGACGGCGCCGAAUUCGCUGCGGACGCAGCUCGCGAAGAUGCACCGGACGGAUCGGGUUACGGUGGUGGGGCGGGUGCGGGCCAGGCCGGAUCCGGAGCGGAGCGAGGGGGAGCGGACGGGGGACAUUGAGGUGCUGGUGGAGCGGAUCUUGGGGAUGGGGAGGGAUUCGAUUAAUUUGGCGGAGGGGGGGUACGCGAAGGUGGAGUGGCCCGAGGGGUUGUCGGCGCUGGAUGUGACGGAGCAGGAGCGCGGCAAGUGCUCGUCGGAGAGUAUUUUGGAGUAUUUUCGGCGGAGGGAGUACACUUGCGCGGUGUUCCGGCGGCACGAUAUUGGGCGGCAGGUGCACUUGGUUGGGUGGUUGGAGGAUGGGGGUCAUCUGCCGGAUCGGAUGAUGUUGCGGGAUAGUUAUGGGGCGAUUCAGCUGAGGGUUAGCACGAUUCCGGAGGAGCACAGGAACGGGAUUCCGGAAAAUGCUGUGAUUCUGGCGACUGGGACGAUUCGGGCACGGCCGACAAUGGCAAAGGGUCUGCCAACGGGAACCGUUGAGGUUUACGUGGACGAGCUGGAGGUGCUGGAUCCGAACAAACCUUACGAGAAUCCGGUUUCGACGCGUCGACUCAACAUAAACCGUUUUACGGACCGAACCCACAAUUGCGGGCAACUCCGCGCGAGUCACGCUGGCCAGAAGGUCACGCUGUGCGGUUGGCUCGAGUAUGUUCGGAUGAACAUGUUCUUCACGCUGCGCGACGGCUACGGAUCGACGCAGGUCGUCGUGCCGGAAGCGGUCACCAACACGGUCAAGCUGGACGGAAUCCCCUUCGAGAGCAUCCUCAAAGUGACCGGAACGGUCGUGAAGCGUCCGUACGGACAGGAGAAUGGGCAGCAAGCGACGGGCGAGAUCGAGGUCAUUAUGGACAGCGUUGAAGUGUUGAAUCCGGCACGAUCGCGUCUCCCGAUCGACAUCCAGGAGCACAACCAAGCCAAAGAGUUCCUCCGGAUCGAGCACCGGUACAUCGACCUGCGUUCCGCCAAACUCCAGCACAAUCUUCGCCUCCGCUCGCAGAUCAUCAUGAAGAUGCGCGAGUUCAUGAUCAACCGGUGCGGCUUCAUAGAGGUCGAAACGCCGACCCUGUUCCGGCGAACUCCCGGCGGUGCCCAGGAAUUCGUCGUUCCAACCCGCAAACCGGACCACUUUUACUCGCUCGUCCAGAGUCCGCAGCAGUUCAAGCAGAUGCUCAUGUCCGGAGCGAUCGAUCGGUACUUCCAGGUGGCACGCUGCUACCGCGACGAAGCGACCCGCCCGGACCGUCAACCCGAGUUCACCCAACUCGACCUGGAGCUGUCCUUCACGGACCGCCACCAAAUCAUGUCCCUCGUCGAAGGCAUCCUCGACGCGUCCUGGCCAAGUCAACUCCACCCCCUCCAACUGCCCUUCCCCCGGAUGACCUACCAGGAGGCCAUGUCCCGGUACGGCUGCGACAAACCCGACACCCGAUUCGGUCUGGAUCUGCGCGAUCUCUCAACAAUCCUCUCGUCCAACGAAAAAAUGCGCCACGGCGUCGCCACCCCAGAUUUCGGCGCCUUCGCCAUCGUGGCCAAACCGCCCAACGGAAAUCCGAAAACCUUCAAGACGGCGCUCACCAAAGUGCUCAAGGAGUACCCGCGGUGCAAGUUCGCCGUCAGUGUCGUGUCCGACAGCUGGACCGAGUCGUCGAUCGUGAACCUGUUCGGAGUGCGCGAAACCGCAGAGAUCAAAGAGCGCUUGAAGCUCGGAACCGGCGAUUUGAUGCUGCUCGGCUACGGCAAGGCAAGCGAAGCUCAAGAAAUGAUGGGCCGCGUCCGCCUCGCACUCUACACCGAACUGGAAGAACGCAACUUGCGCGUGACCCGCAGCGUCCUCGCCCCGAACUUCCUCUGGAUCGUCGACUUCCCGAUGUUCGCCGCCAACGAGGAAACCGGCCAACUCGAAACGGUCCACCAUCCGUUCACCACCGCCCACCCCGAAGACAUGCACAAACUAAGAUCCAAACAGGACCUCGCCUCGAUCCGCUCGCAAUCGUUCGACCUGGUCUGGAACGGGAUGGAAAUUGGCGGCGGAUCGGUUCGAAUUCACGAAGCCGCCCUGCAGCGAAUGGUCCUGGCCGACAUUCUACAAAUCGAGCACUCGCACCUGCAGCACCUGUUGGACGCGCUCGAGUCGGGAUGUCCACCGCACGGCGGAUUCGCCAUCGGGCUGGAUCGGUACAUUUCGUUGAUUUGUCGAGCAAAGUCGAUUCGGGAGGUGAUUGCGUUUCCGAAGACCAUCAACGGGAAGGAUCCGCUGUCGAAGGCGCCGGUUCGGAUUACCGACGAGGAGAAGCGGCUGUACCACAUAAGGACGGUGGAUGUGGGAGAGGGGGAGGGAGAGGAAGAAGAGAAGGUUGAAUCGUAGAAAGUGUUGAGUAUUUUUGUUGACGCGAUAAAAAGUUUAAUUUAUAAUUGCA